GCGGGAGCGACGCGGAGUGGAAAGAGAGUGCUGUUUCCUCUGUGCCCUGGAGCGUUGAUAGAGCGCCUGAGGUGUGCAGGUCCCUACGCUUGAGCUCGCCCGGCCUCCACCGUUUGCAGGGAACUCUCAGGUUGCGUAGUUGAUAAGUCUGGUCAGAGAAAAGGGAUGUGUCUCAGGAAAGUUGAACUUCCAGGCCCCUGGUGGGCUCUUUCCUGGAAGGACUUCUGUUGGUCUGUUGUAUAACAAAAACCCAUCCUUCCCCCCACUAAUUCACAGUCCAGGAUUGGGAAAUGGGGAAUGCAGACUAGGAAAGUCCAAAUAUCAGGUCCUUCGGGCCAACUUCUAGACAUUUACUGGGUGCCUACUUUGUGUAAGCCUUGCACCAGGCACUGGGCCUCGCUGGAGGGGAGUUCUCUGUUGGGAGUGGGGCUGUAAACGAUGCAAAGCUGAACUGUCAGGCCCCUGGUUGACUGUUUCCAGGAAGGUCCGUUAUUGAAUGGCUUUUGUGUGGCAGGGCCCGAGCAACUCAAAAAUUAGUGAGGGAGUUGGAAAGUUUAGCUCUUGGGCUUUUAGUGAAUCAUUUACUUAAGGAGCAUUUACUGGAAAGCAGCUGAUAGCCGGGCCCUGUGCUGGGCCUUGUUAUUGUGGGAAUUCACAGUCUAAUAGGAGGGCUGGUCUGGUGGGGAAAGUGGAAUGUGCACAAGGACAGUUAAACUCUCGGGGCCACACUUCCUGGAGGGAGCGUAAUUCAUUCACCAAAUCUACUCAGUGCUUAUUAGGGUGAGACCUCUGGGAGCUAAACAUGAGCAACCUUUGUGUGCAGAGCUGUAAGCUGAACUCCACCUGCCCUCUGGCACUAACAGAUGAGUUGAAGAAGAAAUGGAGAUGGUGGGGAUUAUAUUUGGAAAAUUACUGCUUAGGCCUGCAUGGGCGGCAGUCAUUUGCUGUAGGGACUCUGAGCCCCUGUUGUGUGAAGGGACCUGCGCUGGGUUGAGCCCACACCUGUAGAGGGAGAGAUGGGGCACGUAGAGGGAAGUUCACAAGUUAAAAUCCCUGUCCUCGGUCAGUGGCUUUGUUGGUGACAGCGACCCCUACAAUACAUCGGACCUGCCCUGCCGGCAAGCUCAGUCUGGUACCUGGCCGCCAUGGGGUGCAGCUCAGCUGCAGGGUCACAGGCUCACUGAAGACUGAGAUAUAAAUAUUGGAUCCAGACUUGCUGAUGGUUAGAGGCUGGUACUGCCUUUCGCACAAUGGCAGAGGUGGUGGCUGAGGCAGCUGAAGUGGCUGAGAUGCCAACACGGAUGUCACCAGGGGCAGUGGAGAUGUCAACACCGACGUUAGGGGAGAAAAUGGAGAUGUUAACAGAGGUGACUGAGAUGACGCCUGGGGAGGCCCUUGCCUCAUCCCUCUUCUUCCAGUUCAUGUGCUCUGAGUGUGGCAGCCUCUACAACACACUGGAAGAAGUCCUCUCACACCAGGAGCAGCACGUGCCCACUGUCACAGAGGAGGAGGCGCUGACCGCCCAGGACACUGGCCUGGAGCCGGAGCUGGUGCCAGGCACUGAGGAUGGGCCUUUCCAGUGCGGUGAGUGCAGCCAGCUCAUCCUCUCCCCCAGCGAGCUCCUGGCCCACCAGGAUGCCCACCUGCGGGAGUCUGCAAGCCAGAUCCAGUACCAGUGUGGAGACUGCCAGGAGCUGUUUCCCUCGCCUGAGCUGUGGGUGGCUCAUCGGAAGGCCCGGCACCUUCCUGCUGCUGCAGCAGCUAAGCCUCCGGUGCCGCCGCCUCUGCCUCCCCUCCCCUCGCCACCUCCACCCCCGGCUCCACCCGAAGUCGAGAUGGAGCCCUACGAGUGUCCUGAGUGCACUGCCCUGUGUACCACCCCCGAGGAGUUCUUGGAGCACCAGGGCACCCACUUUGACUCCCUAGAGAAAGAAGAGCGCAACGGGCUGGAGGAGGAGGAGGAGGGUGAGGACGAAGAAGAUGACGACGACGAGACAGAGGCCGAGGAAGAGGCAGCAGCGGGGGUUGGUGGUGAUGCUAAGGGAGCCGACAGGUCCGCAGCCGGCCGGGCCCAGGGCUGUGCGGAGUGUCCUCAGCGCUGCACCUCAGCAGGGGCACGCCGGCGACACCGGCGGCCGUCCCGUGGCCCAGCGUCAGCGGCUCACCCCUUCCACUGCAGCCAGUGCCAGCGCAGCUUCAGCUCGGCAAACCGGCUUCUGGCUCACGGGCGGGCCCAUGUUGGUGGCACGCACGAAUGUACGACCUGCUCCAAGGUCUUCAAGAAAGCAGCCUCACUGGAGCAGCACCUGCGGCUGCACCGCGGCGAAGCCCGCUACCUCUGCGUGGACUGCGGCCGCGGCUUCAGCACAGAACUCACGUUGGUGGCCCACCGGCGGGCCCACACCGCCAACCCACUGCACCGCUGCCGCUGCGGCAAAACGUUCAGCAACAUGACCAAGUUCCUCUACCACCGGCGCACUCACGCCGGCAAGAGCGGGGCACCUCCCAUGGCGGCGGCGGCGGCGGCGGCGGCGGCGGUGGCGGCCGCCUCCCCGGCUCCCGCCGAGCCCACGCCCCCCCCGCUGCCCCCUGCCCCACCCGCCCAGCUGCCCUGCCCGCAGUGCUCCAAGUCCUUUGCCUCCGCCUCCCGGCUCUCCCGGCACCGGCGCGCGGUCCACGGGCCCCCUGAGCGGCGACACCGCUGUGGUGUCUGCGGCAAGGGCUUCAAGAAGCUGGUCCACGUGCGCAACCACCUGCGGACGCACACGGGCGAGAGGCCCUUCCAGUGCCAUUCCUGUGGCAAGACUUUUGCUUCUCUGGCCAACCUCAGCCGCCACCAGCUGACCCACACGGGUGUGCGUCCCUACCAGUGCCUGGACUGUGGCAAGCGCUUCACGCAGAGCUCUAACCUGCAGCAGCACCGGAGGCUGCACCUGCGGCCAGUCGCCUUUGCCCGUGCGCCCCGCCUCCCCAUCACCGGUCUCUACAACAAGAGCCCCUACUACUGCGGGACCUGCGGCCGCUGGUUCCGUGCCAUGGCGGGCCUGCGACUGCAUCAGCGGGUCCACGCCCAAGCUCGGACGAUGACACUGCAGCCUCCCAGAUCACCCCCUCCUGCCCCGCCCCCGCCCCCCGAGCCUCAGCAGACUAUCAUGUGCACCGAGCUCGGGGAGACCAUUGCCAUCAUCGAGACGUCCCAGCCACUGGCACUUGUGGACACGCUGCAGCUGUGCCAGGCGGCACUGGGGGCCACUGAGGCGAGCGGGCUGUUGCGAUUGGACACGGCCUUUGUGUGACACAGCUGAAGAGCGACAAUAAAAGAGUUUGGUUGCAGAAUCAAGUGUGGGCACCUCUGGGGAGAAAGGGGGCCACGCCCCGGCGAGCCACUCUGGCACCCACCGGGUGCCAGCAUUCACCCUGGCCUCUUACCCACUGACUCCUCAGAAUGGCCCCACCAGGCGUCACCUUUCUCUGCCUGAGGGGACGCUGAAGGUCUGAGACACGAUAUGAUGUGUCCCGGUCACCCCACUGCGUUGCAAAGCGGGGUUCUCCAAGGCUCUUUGCAUCACCCUGGUGCCCAGCAACAUCAGGUAACCUUUCCUGAGCCCCAACCGUGUGCCAGCUCUGUGCUGGGCCCUGUCGCACACCUCUUCACAUCCUCUGCUUGUCUCCCCGGCCCUAGCCUUCCCUGGACUCUGGGCUCGCAGGAUUUGGCUCCGCCUGGUGGAAGAAGGCACUUGACUUCUCUGGGCUUCCUUGAUCUCACUUUUGACAACGUGGAGGGCAAUCUAUAUGUACCCCGGUAUUCAGCUGCAGGUGGGUGAUGUUAGAAACCCAGGAAUGAGUCAGACAUGGGCUCUGCCCCAGGAGCCACGCAGUGUGGUAGGAGGAACACCCACAAAUACAGAUGGCCUUGCUCUCUGAA
Molecule: messenger RNA, 3925 nt
Organism: Mesoplodon densirostris (Blainville's beaked whale)
Lineage: Eukaryota; Metazoa; Chordata; Mammalia; Artiodactyla; Ziphiidae
Gene: ZNF526
Product: zinc finger protein 526
Exons: 3
Coding region: 1251-3296 (681 amino acids)
Biological process (GO): negative regulation of transcription by RNA polymerase II; regulation of immune system process; regulation of cytokine production
Source: RefSeq, a predicted model, not a curated record